Messenger RNA from Dicentrarchus labrax (European seabass), 4501 nucleotides. Its product is annotated as ubiquitin-associated protein 2. Gene Ontology annotation, molecular function: protein binding. The record is from RefSeq and is a predicted model, not a curated record. The coding region runs from base 194 to 3787 and encodes 1197 amino acids. NCBI's taxonomy places the organism in Eukaryota, Metazoa, Chordata, Actinopteri, Moronidae. The transcript is spliced from 30 exons. Gene Ontology annotation, cellular component: cytoplasm; nucleus.
CCGUUGUAAACGUUAAUGUCACACGCGGUGUUUUUUUUGUUUUUUUUUUCCGUUUGGUUUCAGUUUUUGUUUAAAAUGUGUCGCUGACUUGAGAUAAAACAGCUACUGGGGUUAGCGUGAAGUUAGCUUUUCUCCUGGUUCACACAAAAGGAUUUUUCUAUUUUGUACAUACAUUGUUUUGUAUAUACUGUAUAUGAUGACUUCAGUGGUCAGCAAUCAAGCCCGGGGGGCUCGGGACAGAACACUUCCCACCACCACACAAACAACACAGCCACAGAAACAGAUACAGGCCACAGCAGAACAGAUUCGUUUAGCCCAAAUGAUCUACGACAAAAAUGAUGCUGACUUUGAAGACAAGGUCAAACAGCUGAUUGAGGUAACUGGGAAGACCCAGGAUGAGUGCAUGGUAGCUCUGCACGACUGCAACGAAGAUGUAAACAGAGCCAUCAAUUUCCUGCUGGAGAGCACAUCUGACACAAACUCCUGGGAGACUGUGGGGAAGAAGCGGAGCCUUGGGAAAGAAGGAGGACCCUCAGAGAUAAAGGAGAGCAGGGAGAAGAAAGGAGGGGAGAGGGAGGCCAGUCGUGGACGUGGGGGGUCCAACAGGAGAGGCAGAGGCAUCAGCCGCGGGCGUGAAGGUCGGUUAGAAGAGAAUGGGUUUGAGGUGGCUCCUGGAGAGAGAGGAGGAGACCGCGGACGCAGGGGGCGGGGCAGAGGGGCAGGGGUUCGCGGUAGAGGAAGAGCAGCUGCUGGCAACAGGUUCUCCACCCAGGGAAUGGGCACCUUCAAUCCUGCUGAUUACACGGCUAACUCUGGAGCUCGCCAGGAGACGUGGGAAGGGGACGGCAACGAACCUGCUGAGGGAACUGGAACAUGGGGAGGCAAUCUGGAAGACUGGAAUUCAGAAGACUGGAAUGAGGAUUUGUCUGAGACCAAAGUAUUCACUGCCUCUACUGCUCCAACAAACCACAUCACACCUGGACACAAUGUGGACCUGGCUAGCCUACUGCCUAAGCCUGGAGUGGCUGUAGGGGGUUCUGUGGACUCUGACUUGGUGGCAAUAGUCGAUGGGCCCUCAACCGAGGAUUUGGGCCAAAGUCUGGUGUUUACCAAUUCCCACCACAAUGGACGCACUACAACACACAGCUACGCACACGCCACCGCCAACAGCUACGCCCAUGCCGCCUCUGCUGGUACCACCUACGCGCAUGCUGCACUGUCCUCAGUUCUAGGUUCUGGUUUUGGGUCCCUGAAUGCACCUAAGCCGACAUCUGCCUCUGACAUGAGGACACCAGAGCAGCUCAAUGGGCCUCGGCUUGGUCAGAGAGCCAGUCAGACGUCGGGCACCACCAGCAACAGCAGUGUUUCCAAAGAUGCAGGGCCACCUCCAAUACAAAACCCUGCUCCUGCCUCAUCUCCUUCUGUCGACAUCAAGGCUCAAAGAGUUGAGAAUGGCCCUGCCCCACACUUGGAGAUGAAGCUUCAGCCAGAGCCAUCAGCGGUGCUCAGCCAGCUGGCUCAGAGGCAACAACAAUCCUCCAUCCUUCACACCACAGAGCCUCUGGGCCUGUCUCAUUCGCAUGCCCCACAGGUCCCCACACCGCCAGGUCACGAGUCCUCCAUCCCUCCUGUAAGAGAUGGAGCCUCUCCAGGAGUGAAGCUGCCAGGCAUGGAGCCUCCCAUCACAGAAGCCCCUCAGCGGCAGCUAAAGACACAGAGACGCAGAGUACCUCCUCCCUCAAAGAUUCCGUCGUCAGCAGUGGAGAUGCCGGGCUCAGCAGAUAUAUCUGGCCUGAAUGUUCAGUUUGGAGCUCUUGACUUUGGGUCUGAGGCUGGCAGUGGAACGGUAGACAUGGCGCAUACAGAGUCGGCCAGGGAGCAAGCCCCGACUCAGACUCCAGCUUCAGCUCCCAUGCCUGUCCCUUCUGCUGUUCCCACUCAGCAGCCACAAAGCAGCUUGUUCUCCAAGCCCGGAUCUAUGAGUGAACACAUGAGCAGCUUAUCCACCUUACCCUCAGCCGUAUCAGAUCCCAGCUUCCCCUCACCAUCCUUGGGCCUUCCGAGUGCCACGCCCUCCCCCUCCCUGGGUCUUCCCAGUGCAGCCACUCCACCCUCUUCUACAGCUCCUACAGCAGGCAGUCGGGUGGAGAGCAGUGGCCCAAGGUCCCUGCCACCUCACAUGGGUUACUCUCAGAGCAAAGAUGCCUCAGCUGCUGCUCUCACAAAUGGCUACACUGGCAUGAAGACGCAGAGCACACAGGACACUACAUCAACGUCUAGAACAGUGAAAACGGAGUCUCCUGUUAUGACGAGUGACAGUGGCCCCAGCCACCACAUCCCCUCCCCUGCGGUUACACCUUCCCACUCAACACCCAUCCCCUCACUCAGCAGUCACGUGACCAGUACUCAUUCAUCUGGAUCAGUCCUUGCCACAAGCUCCUCCCUCACUAUAAGUAAUGAGGAGAGCAGCAGUAGCGGCAAUCUCCAUGCCUUUUCAUCGUCGUCGUCCAGCCAAGCUGUCCAUCCCAGUCCUUUAGCUACCCUGGCUGUCAGCAGCUCAGCAUCCAAUGGCCUGCAUCCAUCUGGAGCACCGGGACUAACUCCUAAUGGCACAAACACCACACUCUCAGCUGGCAGCCGGACGGCACCCCUGCUCACCACCACCUCUGGCAAAGCUCCUCCCAACUUGGCCCAAGGAGUGCCGCCUCUCCUGGCCAACCAGUACAUCAUGGGCCCUGGUGGCUUGCUCCCUGCUUACCCGUUCUUUCCUCCAUUAUCUUUACAUCAACAGCAGAUCUAUGGAUAUGAGGACUUGCAGAUGCUGCAGUCUCGCCUUCCCAUGGAUUAUUAUGGUGUAACAUUCCCUGGUACUACGGCUGCCAUGCCUGGAAGAGAUGGCCUGACCAAUAACCCAUAUUCUGGUGAGGCGACAAAGUUUGGAAGAAAUGACUCUUCAUCUCCGGCUCCCCCAACAAGCCUGUCUACAGCUGGGGUGCAGUCGCAGCCCCAACAGGCUCCGCAAGGAGGUACACAGGGGCAAGGCCAGGGACAGAGCCAGGGUCAGCAAACACAGAACCAGGCCUUUCUCAACCCCCCUCUGCCUCCUGGCUACGGAUACACUGGUCUGCCGUACUACGCUGGUGUGCCGGGAGUUCCCUCAGCCUUCCAGUACGGCCCCACCGUCUUUGUGCCUCCUGCUUCGGCCAAGCAACCUGCAAUGGGCCUGGCCAACCCUUCCAAUCAGUACCACCAACAGCAUCAGCCCAGUUACGGACAGCAUGCAUAUGGCACAGCCUUUGAUGACCUGGCUCAAGCCCACGGGGAAUACAGUAAGGGAGGGUACGGAGGCUCUGCCCAGUCUCAGGCCAAGGCAGCGGGCAGCGGCCCUGGGAAAGAUGAUUCUACAGUCGAGAGUGUUCUGGAGAAAGCACCGGGAUUGUCAGGGUCAGGUACCAGUGGAGGAGUACCUGAUAUGGGAGGUUCAAUCUACAGCAAAACUCAGUCAUUUGACAAGCAGGGCUUCCACACGGGUACACCGCCCCCCUUCAGCCUGCCCUCAGCACUGGGGGGAACGGGGCCCCUGAACCCUGGGGGUGCUCCUGGCUACGCCCCUGCUCCCUUCCUGCACAUCCUGCCACCACACCAACAGCCCCACUCCCAACUGCUGCACCAUCACCUCACACAGGAUGGACAGGGUCCUGGUCAGCGCAGUCAGUCCAGCAGCAUGCAGCAGAAGACCCAAGGCAGCAAGUCCAGCUACGGCAGCUCCCCCUACUGGGCAAACUGAGGAAUGCUUCCCACUCCCCCCUCCCCCAAAAGGCUGUGUGUGUGCGUGCGUGUGUGUAAAGCUAAAACAAAAACAAAGACACACUACCCUCACAAUGAGCAACCUUGGGCUUCCUUGCCCCGCUCCCCCCACCUCCACAAGUCCUCAUAAGUCUUUUGGGUUCUCUCUUCCCCCCCUUUUCAAAAUUGGUUGUACAUGUAAGAUAUUUAUGUAUGUAUUUAUAUAUAUAUACUGUAUAUGUAAUAGUAGAACAUGAAAUGUGGUUGCUGCAUUUUAUUUUUGAAGGACUUUUGUUUACUUUUUUCAAAACUGCAGGAAAAGAUGUUACAUUAAGACAGAAUGAGAUGAUUAUGAUGGUGAGAGAGUGAGUGAAGAAGACAAAGGAUCUAAAACUUCCUGUAAGAAAUCAGGAAAAGGAGAGAGCUAUAGCACUGAUUGCAUAUGAGGACAUUUCAGAUGGGGGUGGGGUUUAUAAUAACUAACUGCAUCUGUCUCGUCUUUUUCUUUUUUUUUUUUAUACAUAACUUCCUGAAUGAUCAGGCUCAUCCCCCAAACUUCAUUUUGUAGCUUCCUGUAUUUCCCCUCCUUCUGGAGGGUUGCCUACUCCUUGUGUCAACACCUUCCCUUUAAAGACAGACCUUCCCAUCUAAAUUUUAUAUUUUAAUUUAAUUUUAACCCUGAUUUCCCUCGAAAUAAAAGUUCUAAGCAGUUGGA